Messenger RNA from Carica papaya (papaya), 1011 nucleotides. Its product is annotated as vacuolar protein sorting-associated protein 2 homolog 1. The record is from RefSeq and is a predicted model, not a curated record. Lineage: Eukaryota; Viridiplantae; Streptophyta; Magnoliopsida; Brassicales; Caricaceae. Gene Ontology annotation, biological process: vacuolar transport.
CUACCUAACAGUCGAGUUCUUACCAGCUUAAUCGACCUUUUGCACGAUCGCACACAGAAACUGAAGCCUCUGCUGACGGGAAGAGAAGCUAAGAUUGGAUACAGUUCCACUCGUCACCCCGCCCCGCUGCAUUUUACCAAGCACUAUCAACAUGAGCUUUCUCUUUGGCACGAGAAAAACCCCCGCUGAACGAUUGCGGGAAAAUAAGAGGAUGCUAGAUAAGUCAAUAAGGGAAAUAGAAAGAGAAAGACAAGGUUUACAGGCGCAAGAGAAAAAGCUGAUUACAGAGAUUAAGAAAAAUGCUAAACAAGGGCAGAUGGGAGCUGUUAGAGUGAUGGCUAAAGAUCUUAUUAGAACACGACAUCAGAUUGAAAAGUUUUAUAAGCUUAAAUCACAGUUACAGGGUGUGGCUCUGAGAAUUCAGACAUUGAAAUCUACUCAAGCAAUGGGUGAGGCCAUGAAAGGUGUCACAAAGGCAAUGGGUCAGAUGAACAGGCAGAUGAACUUGCCAUCUCUGCAGAGGAUAAUGCAGGAAUUUGAGAGGCAGAAUGAGAAGAUGGAAUUGGUGAGUGAGGUAAUGGGAGAUGCUAUAGAUGAUGCAUUAGAAGCGGAGGAAGAAGAGCAAGAGACAGAAGAGCUCGUGAAUCAAGUGCUUGAUGAGAUUGGAAUAAACAUCAAUCAAGAGCUAGUUAAUGCACCCUCGGCUGCUGUCAGCACUACAGCUGCAAAGAACAAGGUUGCCGAAGCUGAAUUGACUGGAAAUGCAGAUGCUGGAAUUGAUGAUGAUUUGCAGGCUAGAUUGGAUAAUUUGAGAAGGAUGUGAAUAUGGAAAAGACAACAAAGAAAGUUUUUAUAUUGAGAAGGAUAAGUACAUGACUCGUGUGAUGUUUGAAAUUUACCUGUUGGCAUGGUCUGUGAUAAGGGAACAGCGGAAAGGACUUUUUGUAGAUAUCCUGUUUGAUUUUUUGAAUAGAGAUUUUCAUUUCAUCUCUUUUCUGCAUCUAUUUUGUA